Molecule: messenger RNA, 4518 nt
Organism: Lipotes vexillifer (Yangtze River dolphin)
Lineage: Eukaryota; Metazoa; Chordata; Mammalia; Artiodactyla; Lipotidae
Gene: FILIP1
Product: filamin A interacting protein 1
Exons: 6
Coding region: 264-3905 (1213 amino acids)
Cellular component (GO): actin cytoskeleton
Source: RefSeq, a predicted model, not a curated record
UCCAAUUUCUGCUGAUCGGGAAUUCAGGGAGAAGAAGCUGCUUUCCCCUUCUCUCUACCCAGUUUCCUGCAUGACUUCAGCUAUUGGCUAGUCCUAGGAAAGAAAGUGGGAAAAGCUUUUUCCUCUGUAUUCUUUUGGGCUGGAUAGUUUUCCAGAACUCCAGUCUCUCUUGGGCUGUGGGGCAAGCCACUGGGUUCUUCCAAGGAUAAGCUACCUCCAUAAAGGACGUACCUUUGGUUAGACGAGCUGCCAGUCAGGUGGGAAUGAGAUCCCGAAACCAGGGUGGUGAAAGUUCAUCCAACGGGCAUGUCUCCUGCCCCAAGUCCUCCAUCAUCAGCAAUGCUGAUGAUAAAAGUCUCUCGGAAGAUUCAAAAAAGAAGAACAAAUCAAAUAGAAAGGAGGAAGAUGUCAUGGCCUCAGGAACUGUCAAACGACACCUAAAACCAUCUGGAGAAAGUGAACGAAAGAAUAAGAAAUCCUUGGAGUUAUCCAAAGAAGACCUCAUCCAGCUAUUGAGUAUAAUGGAAGGGGAGCUGCAGGCCAGGGAAGAUGUGAUCCACAUGCUGAAGACGGAGAAAACCAAGCCUGAGGUUCUGGAGGCUCAUUACGGGUCUGCGGAGCCAGAGAAAGUGCUGCGGGUCCUGCACCGAGAUGCCAUCCUGGCCCAGGAGAAGUCCAUAGGAGAAGAUGUGUAUGAGAAACCCAUCUCAGAGCUGGACAGACUUGAGGAAAAACAGAAGGAAACCUACCGGCGCAUGCUAGAGCAGCUACUGCUGGCCGAGAAGUGUCACCGGCGCACGGUGUACGAGCUGGAGAACGAGAAGCACAAGCACACGGACUACAUGCACAAGAGCGACGACUUCACCACCCUGCUAGAGCAGGAGCGGGAGAGGUUGAAAAAACUCCUUGAACAAGAAAAGGCUUACCAAGCCCGCAAAGAAAAGGAAAAUGCUAAGCGGCUCAACAAACUGAGAGAUGAGCUUGUGAAACUCAAGUCCUUCGCACUCAUGCUGGUGGAUGAAAGGCAGAUGCAUAUUGAGCAACUUGGCCUGCAAAGCCAGAAAGUACAGGACCUGACUCAGAAACUGAGGGAAGAGGAAGAAAAGCUCAAAGCCAUCACUUCUAAAUCCAAAGAAGACAGGCAGAAAUUGCUCAAGUUGGAAGUGGAUUUUGAACACAAGGCUUCGAGGUUUUCCCAGGAGCAUGAAGAGAUGAGCGCUAAGUUGGCCAAUCAGGAGUCUCACAACAGGCAGCUCAGACUCAGGCUGGUUGGCUUGACUCAACGAAUCGAGGAGCUGGAAGAGACCAACAAAAAUCUUCAAAAGGCAGAAGUAGAACUUCAGGAGCUAAGAGAUAAAAUUGCCAAAGGGGAAUGUGGCAACUCCAGUCUCAUGGCAGAAGUGGAAAAGCUUCGGAAGCGCGUACUUGAGAUGGAGGGUAAAGACGAGGAGAUCACGAAAACCGAAUCCCAGUGCAGGGGGCUGAGGAAGAAGCUGCAGGAGGAAGAGCACCAUAGCCGAGAGCUCAGACUUGAAGUCGAGAAGUUACAGGUGAGAAUGUCGGAACUGGAGAAGUUGGAAGAAGCAUUCAGCAAGAGUAAAUCGGAGUGCACCCAGCUGCAUUUAAAUCUGGAGAAAGAAAAGAACUUAACCAAGGACCUGCUCAAUGAGUUGGAGGUAGUCAAGAGUCGGGUUAAAGAGCUGGAAUGUUCUGAAAGUCGAUUGGAAAAGGCUGAAUUAAGCCUGAAAGACGAUCUGACAAAGUUGAAGUCCUUUACCGUGAUGCUGGUUGAUGAAAGGAAAAACAUGAUGGAGAAAAUAAAGCAAGAAGAGAGAAAAGUGGAUGGACUCAAUAAAAAUUUUAAGGUGGAACAAGGCAAGGUUAUGGAUGUGACGGAAAAGCUCAUUGAAGAAAGUAAAAAGCUUUUAAAACUGAAAUCCGAAAUGGAGGAAAAGGUGUACAAUUUGACAAAAGAGAGAGAUGAGUUAAUAGGCAAACUGAAAAGCGAAGAAGAAAAAUCCUCUGAAUUAAGCUGCAGUGUUGACUUAUUAAAGAAGAGACUCGAUGGGAUAGAGGAGGUGGAGAGAGAAAUAACAAGAGGAAGGUCUCGAAAAGGACCUGAGCUCACCUGCCCAGAAGGUAACAAAAUUAAGGAGCUAACACUGGAAAUCGAGAGACUGAAGAAACGUCUCCAGCAACUGGAGGUGGUGGAAGGGGAUCUGAUGAAGACGGAAGAUGAGUACGGCCAGCUGGAGCAGAAGUUUAGAAGCGAGCAGGAUAAGGCCAACUUCCUCUCUCAGCAGCUGGAGGAGAUAAAACACCAAAUCGCCAAGAAUAAAGCAAUAGAGAAAGGUGAGGCGGUGAGCCAGGAAGCCGAGCUGAGACACAGGUUUCGGCUGGAAGAAGCUAAAAGUCGAGACUUAAAAGCAGAAGUCCAAGCCCUUAAAGAGAAGAUUCAUGAAUUGAUGAACAAAGAAGAUCAGCUUUCUCAGCUCCAAGUGGAUUAUUCUGUGCUUCAGCAAAGAUUUAUGGAAGAAGAAAACAAGAACAAGAACAUGGGGCAGGAGGUCCUCAAUCUGACCAAAGAGCUGGAGCUGUCCAAGCGGUACAGCCGCGCUCUCCGACCCAGCGUGAACGGGAGGAGGAUGGUGGAUGUCCCCGUGACGUCCACCGGCGUUCAGACGGAUGCGGUCGGCAGCGAAGCGGCGGAGGAGGACACGCCAGCAGUGUUUAUACGCAAAUCCUUUCAAGAAGAAAACCAUAUCAUGAGUAACCUUCGACAGGUGGGGCUGAAGAAACCUGUGGAACGUUCCUCUGUCCUAGACAGGUAUCCGCCCGCGGCCAACGAGCUCACCAUGAGGAAGUCUUGGAUUCCAUGGAUGAGGAAAAGGGAGAAUGGGCCCCCGGUGACUCAGGAGAAGGGGCCUCGAGCCGGUUCCAGCCCGGGGCACCCAGGAGAGCUGGUUCUUUCGCCCAAGCAGGGCCAGCCCCUGCACAUUCGAGUGACGCCGGACCAUGAGAACAGCACUGCCACUUUGGAGAUUACAAGCCCCACGGCGGAAGAAUUUUUUUCCAGUACCACCGUCAUUCCCACCCUAGGGAAUCAGAAACCGAGGAUAACCAUUAUCCCGUCACCAAAUGUCAUGUCUCAGAAACAGAAAAGCGGAGAUGCUACUCUCAGCGCGGAGCGAGCCAUGUCCCCAGUCACAAUUACUACCUUCUCCAGAGAGAAGACACCAGAAAGCGGAAGAGGGCCGUUUGCGGAUAGGCCCACGUCCCCCAUACAGAUCAUGACCGUGUCCACAUCAGCGGCCCCGGCGGACAUCGCCGUCCCUCCCGAAUCCCAGGAAAUGCCCGUGGGAAGGACUGUCCUCAAGGUCAACCCGGAGAAGCAGACUGUGCCAGCCCCAGUCCGGAAGUACAACUCCAAUGCCAAUAUCAUAACCACGGAAGACAAUAAAAUUCACAUUCACUUAGGUUCUCAGUUUAAGCGCGCCCCUGGGACUGCGGCUGAGGGAGCAAGCCCGGUGAUUACUGUCCGACCUGUCAGCGUGGCCGCGGAGAAGGAGGUGUCCACCGGCACAGUCCUUCGCUCGCCCAGGAGCCACGUCUCGCCUCGCCCUGGCGCAAGCAAAGUGACCAGCACCAUCACCAUUACACCGGUCACGACCUCAUCGGCCAGAGGAACCCAGUCAGUGUCGGGACAAGACGGGUCAUCCCAGCGGCCUACACCCACCCGCAUUCCUAUGUCAAAAGGUAUGAAAGCAGGAAAGGCAGUAGUGGCAGCCCCAGGAGCAGGAAAUCUGACCAAAUUCGAGCCUCGAGCUGAGACUCAGUCUAUGAAAAUAGAGCUGAAGAAAUCUGCAGCCGGCAGCGCUACCUCUCCUGGAGGGGGGAAGGGCUGAGGGCAGUGGCGGAGGGGGUAUGUCGUGCAGAUGCUACUGCUGCCCUCUGUUCGUGCCAACUCUCUACAUGUACUAAUUUAAGUUUUCAAUAUCUUGUUCAUAAAAUAAUCAACUAAUAGCCAUGUGUCUUUCCUAUUUUGUGGAUUUGUUUUGAUGCUGGGGAACAGAACUAACCAGCAAAACUACCGUGUGCUGUGUGCUUUGCGGAGGGUGCUGGGCCCGAGGCAGGGCCUGACUUCUAGACCCAGUUUUGCUUCUAGAAAGUGGACCCAUUAGUUAAAUCAGUAAGAUAUGGGGGCUGGAUCACAGCCUCGCCAAAGCCGGCUCCUAAUUGUAAGUCAAAUAUAAUAGGCUUUGUUCCACCAUAAUUGAUUUUUCAAAACCUCUUUUAUGAAACAGGAAAUAGGUUAACAAUUGUCAUUUGCCUUUUUCAGAUUCCAAAUUUGCUUCAUGUGCUGGAAACAAACAAACAAACAAAACCCCCCAAACAAAACCCAUCUCCUAGUUAUCACAGGACCUGGACCUCUAAGGUUUUGCAAAAACAAAAGCCUCUGAACCGAUUUCAGGAAACAAUUCGAAUGUGAAAUAAAACGGAAAUGAAAUAUGGAAUACU